This is a messenger RNA of Epinephelus lanceolatus (giant grouper), 3947 nucleotides long. It is a transcript of the gene homeza, whose product is annotated as homeobox and leucine zipper encoding a. The record is from RefSeq and is a predicted model, not a curated record. Gene Ontology annotation, cellular component: nucleus. Lineage: Eukaryota; Metazoa; Chordata; Actinopteri; Perciformes; Serranidae. Gene Ontology annotation, molecular function: DNA binding; DNA-binding transcription factor activity, RNA polymerase II-specific. Gene Ontology annotation, biological process: regulation of transcription by RNA polymerase II.
GUUGGGCCUUCUGGGCUUCCUGGUCCUCAGCUCCGCCUCGCCUCGAUCUGGCCGGACAGCGAAAACACUUCUCAGUUAAAGAACAAAAGCAACAACGGAUGGACCGACGAGGACGAAGUAACGGCGACUCGAAUUUAGUCCUGUAUCUCACGGAUUGAGAGAUUUGUACCCUUUACGGCAGGAUUCAGCCGACGAGUGAACUCAUACGAAAGGCGACAAACUUGGUCGCCUCGCAUCUUUGUAUCCCGACCGUAAUCCGUCGAGGUGCUUGAUAAAUAAGACAAGGGUCAAACCGACAGACACACGGUAUUGUUUCCCUGGUCUUUCCCUAAACUUCGGCCAUAAAAAGCUGAGCGACAGAGGGGUAACUCUUGGUUUCUUUUGUUUGCUCCACGCUCUAACGGACCUCGGGGAUAGCGGGUUAUUUUGGCAUUUUCGGUUUCUCUUGUGGUAUUUGCCUUUGUGAAGAGGCUACACUCAUCUUUUGGGACUGAGAACUUGGGAGUGGAACAAAGCCUGACUGGGAAAGGGUGCAAGAGCCUAUUUUGAUACCCCAGAUGGCAGCAUACAGUGAACAUAACGGCAGAAAUGGACAACUUCUGAGCAUGAAGGGGCCUUUUGAAGGAAAAGUAACAAAGACAGAAUGUGAAGGAAAACUUGGAGUUAAACGCUCCUCCGUGGAUUUGCGCCACUCUGCCAACUCAGCUGAAAGCAACGCGAGUGGUGUGGCUAGUUUCACCACUAACCACAACUCUGUUGUGUGCCUGCCUCUAGUGUCAGAGGGACUGAAAUUGGUAUGGACACAGUCCGAUCAAACCCGUGAACUUGACACAAUCCCCGAGCUUGUCCAAGCCUUUAACUUAUUUCCAUACCCAUCAUCCCGUGAGGUUAACACCCUGGCCCGGGUAUGUGCCUUGCCACUGGACAAAGUUAAGGUGUGGUUUAUGGUUCAGAGAAUUAAAUAUGGUAUCAGCUGGUCCUCAGAGGAGAUAGAGGAGACACGACAAAAGCUGGCAGUACCUGAGCUUUGUGAUGACUCUACUGAAACAAAUGAAGAAACCAAAACGAAGAGCGGAAGUUGCGAGGAAUUGAUAAUUGAGGAUAAGGAUAGCGAUGAAGUUGAGCGUACUCUCUCCAUCCCCCCAAACAAGAAACCAAAGUGUGAGUCACCAGAUUCCUACAAACCAGCCAAACCCUCUGUCCCGUGCUUCAGCUCCACCCUCCCACCUCCUCAGGAUUCAUACUUCUACCGCCCACCAGCGGACACACCACCAAGUACAGGAGCUGAUGUCUCCCUUGACCUUUCAGAGUCAUCGUCACGACAGAACCGUCAUGGGCGCUACAAAAAGUCUAAAGCUCAACUCGCUGCCCUUCGGAAGAGCUUCCUGAGAGAGAACUGGCCUGCGGAGGCAGAGCUCAGACGUUUGCAGGAAGAAACAGGGCUGAGCCGCAAUGACAUUCGUAAAUGGUUCAGUGACAGCCGCUACCAGCUUAGGGUGGGCAGAGGAAGCCUUGCUGCAGCCCAGAACUACUCUCAGCACGCUGGAGGUAAACAUGAUCAACAAAUUCAACCUCUCCCACUUACCACACAGAAGACAAGUCAACUAAACGGGGUGAAGGGUCAGGAGGGAGCCCGUAGCAAUGGGAUUAGAAAUUCACAUUUCUUUCAGACCUUUUUGUCAAAUAGCCUUGAAGCAUUUGGGGAAAGGGUCCACGAAGCAGAAGGGUAUGAGGUUAUGGAGGAGCUUUCUGGUGAUGGGGACAGUUUUAAAGAUGAGGAUUUAAGUGAAGAACAACCCUUACAACUGACCAAGACCUGCAAGAUUGAGCCAGAUGUUCCACAGGAACCAUUGGGUAUAACAAGGUCCUCUCCCCACUCUUCCCCCUCUGGCAGCCCACCACUGACUGCCUCGCCCAAUAAACCGCUUUCAAACAGCAUCAGCACAUCAAAGAAGUCAGCCCACUCAGCCAAAGCCAGUCCCUCACAAACACCCUUGCACAUCGCAGGAGCUCCCUCAUCCACAUCCCCUGCCCUCACUCCAGCUGGGCGACCAAGAAAGACCAAGGAGCAGUUAGAUAUGUUGAAGCAGCACUUCUUACGCUGCCAGUGGCCCAAGAGUGAAGAUUACACUGAACUUGUUAAGCUUACAGGUUUACCCCGGGCAGAUGUUAUUCAGUGGUUUGGGGACACACGGUAUGCUGUGAAAAACGGCCAGCUGCGCUGGGUGAAGGGGGUCCGCGACCAGUUUUUGGCAGAACUUGCAGCCCAGCAAAGUAGCAGUGGUUUAACUAACGGAGGUGGGACAUCAUCUCGGCCUGGGGGUAGCCGGAAACGAAAAUCUCAAGCAAAUGCAACAACUGCAGAUUACCCGGAUGUCCAGCCAUUGGUAACAUAUUACCUUUCAACAGGCUCACUACAUGAAAAAGACCUUGACUCUCUAUGCAAGAAAUCAAGAAUGAGCUACCAGCAAGUGCGAGAUUGGUUCGCAGCUCAGGAUGUUGGGGGGACUGACCAAGAACCCAUUGUUGCUGAUUAAGACACUGGAACCAGACUUAAGAACAUUUCAGAAAGUUGGUGGAGUGCUCUUCAAAUCCUUUGCACCAACAAGCAUAGUUAUUACUUUGGUUUAAAUUGCUUUAAUUCAGCAGGUUUGUAACACCCGGUCUUCCCAGUACAAGCUCAAAGUGAGGCUUGUGUUUUUAUAUAUGCUGCAUUUCCUGCUUAUCCUAAUAUAUUUUGGACUUGAAUUAUAAUUGUGCUGCCCGUGUUGCUGUAAAUAGGACAGUAACUUCUACACUGGUUUGCUCUAUUUUUUUUAAGCUUAAUAUUUUUGUUUAGAUAUCACUACUACAGAACUUUCAGUAUGCUAUUGUAGCAGUAUAAUUUAAACUGGUUGUACUUCUGGUACCUGACUAAAGCAGAUAAGAAACUGCUCCAGAAAAACGUCAGUGUUGAUGAAUUUGUUGACUGAUCACUGUGUGUAAUCAUUCCUUUACAGCCAAUAAUUCCUUGUCAUGAAAAGCACACUGGACAUGUACACUUUGAAUUGACAUCUUGCACUUUGGUUUUACAGCCUGCUGCCAUAUUCUUUAAAUCCAAUUCUUUCACACAAUAUUAGUUCCUAACUAAACUGUGUCAUUCUUGAACCCUUAACACUGAAACCUAAUAUCAUGCCUUUUGAAUACAGCAUGGUACAUCUAAUUCUACUAAUGUCUACAGCAUAUUUCUGAGACACAUUCCCUGAUUUUCCUUUAGAUGCUCUGCUGUAAAAGUUAAUUUACUUAUUUGAAUACUUUGUCAUUUGCAUUUCACUGCACCUUUUUAACAGUAAAGGAUAAUAGUACAAACAAAGCAGCAAUCACAUCAGCAUCACACAGAUGUCAGAAUUGCCAGCUUCAGUUCUGAUUUGCACUCAUUAAGUCAGUCAUUAUUUUUAUAUAUCUUUUGUCUUAAUAGAUGUAGGGUGUGACUUGAUGGUUUAUAAUCUAGACAAACUAGACAAGAUAAUGGAUGGGACUCCACGUACUGUACAAGUAGCAAAGGGUUUUAAAUCCAAAGAAAAAUUACCUUUCUGUUCACUCAGAUUAUGAAUUAUAGCACAAACAUACAUUCAAGUUAUCAUUUCAGUAAAAACUCCACACUCUAAAGUACUUGUAGACCUUGCAGGGGGUGAAGUGGGCUUUAAAUGGAGCUUAGUUAAUUAGAAAUGUCUGGAUAAAGGGUAGAUAACCAGAGUGGCUAUAAAGCAGUGUCCAUCACUGUACAUCAUGUGUUUUGUCAGUCUCUUAGUAAUGAAAAGUUAAUGCGAGUGUCAUGCUGUCAUGUCCGUAAUGCUUAGCGUCUUCCUUUACAGAUGUUUUCAAUGUAUUUUUUCCUGCUUGAAACGUUUCUCAUUUGCACAAAUGUGUCACUGGAAACCAGUAAAGGAUUUGCCUUUCUAAUCGUG